AUGUUAACCAGAGCUUUGGGAAUACAACGUAGGGCAUUGGUAAGAACUAUUGCUAAUAUCCCCGAUAAUAGCCCGCGCGCUUCUGAAAAUGAGAGAUGGUUGUCGGAUCUUGGAACCUUAGCCGGUGGAAGCAUAGAAACAGAGCCAAUUGCUAACUCUAUAGAAGAAUUAGAUACCUAUAAGCUUCAAGGUCCUGAUGGAGGUCUAUAUGAAGUUGUUUCAACUCCUCCUGACUCGAAGUAUAUUGUAGUAAAGUCGUUGCUUUCGAAUUUCACUUCAGUUGCGUAUUUGCAGGCGAACAAGAAUAGAAGAGUUCAGCAGUCUAACUUUGUCGAUUUGAGAAUUGUUAAAUGUAAAAGCGGCAGCGGAGGUAACGGUGUGGUGUCAUUUUUCAGAGAUGCAGGUAGAUCUAUUGGCCCUCCAGAUGGAGGUGACGGGGGUGACGGUGGAAGCAUUUAUGUGCAAGCUGUUCCUGGUAUUAAUACACUUACUAAAAUGAAAACCACCUAUAUAGCAGAGGAUGGAGCUAAUGGUGGGGCUGAUCAGUUUGAUGGAGCUAAAGGUAAGGAUUUGCUCAUUAGUGUUCCUAUUGGGACAGUAAUAAAGUGGUCCUUGCACCCAAAAGUAGUACGAAAGUUCUUGCAGGAUACCAUGGCCAGGGAACCAGGAAGCUCUAUAAGAAGUAUUCUAAAUAAAAAUGCUGUUAAAAUUCCAUGUGUUGGUGCGGCUAAAAUGGCUAUAACGCCGAAAGCAAUCCAGCUUUUUAGGAACUCAUACAAGGUGGGACAAGGAUGGAUAUUUAAAGAAAAGGACGAAAAAUAUCAUCUAGAGAAAGACUGGUUUCAGGCCUUAAAUAAGAAAGUGUCAAAUUACGAUAGAGAGAUUAUGCGUAAUGAGCUUGCGGAUGAUACAUUCCCACUUUUUGGCCUUGAUCUAGACAAAGCGACGACUACACCUAUCCGCCUACUUUCCGGAGGGAAAGGUGGUUUGGGUAAUAUGCACUUCCUAACAAACUUAAUAAGAAAUCCUAGGUUUGCAAAACUAGGGCGUGCUGGUAUUGAGCAGUAUUUUCUAUUUGAGCUGAAAAGCCUUGCUGAUUUAGGUCUUGUCGGCUUCCCUAACGCAGGUAAAUCUACUAUUUUGAAUAAAAUAUCAAAUGCUACGCCUAAAGUUGGACACUGGGAGUUUACGACCUUGAAUCCAACAAUCGGCACCAUCAAUAUGGGUAUAGAUAAACCUAGCUUUACUGUUGCUGAUAUUCCCGGUAUUAUUGACGAUGCAUCUAACGAUAAAGGAAUGGGCCUUGAAUUUAUAAGACAUAUUGAACGUUCAAAGGGCCUUGUUUUUGUACUAAGUCUUGAGGACUUGAACCCUAUUGAUAAGUUGAAGACUUUAGUAAAGGAACUUGGUGGUCUUGAUAAAGUUUCUGAAAAAAAUGUCCUUGUGGUAUGCAAUAAGGCAGAUAUAGACUACGAGAAACCCGAAUCAUUUCAAAAAUACUUAAUAGUGCAACAGUUCUGUAAAAGUCAGAAUUGGGACAUUAUACCAAUAUCAGCAUUAAAAGGUGAAAAUAUUGACUUGUUAAUCAAUAAGAUGGCUAAAUGUGCUGGUAAACUUCCUGUAUAA
This is a messenger RNA of Eremothecium sinecaudum, 1626 nucleotides long. It is a transcript of the gene MTG2, whose product is annotated as putative GTPase MTG2. The coding region runs from base 1 to 1626 and encodes 541 amino acids. NCBI's taxonomy places the organism in Eukaryota, Fungi, Ascomycota, Saccharomycetes, Saccharomycetales, Saccharomycetaceae. Gene Ontology annotation, molecular function: GTPase activity; GTP binding. The transcript has a single exon. The record is from RefSeq and is a predicted model, not a curated record. Gene Ontology annotation, cellular component: mitochondrion.